Molecule: messenger RNA, 6093 nt
Organism: Topomyia yanbarensis
Lineage: Eukaryota; Metazoa; Arthropoda; Insecta; Diptera; Culicidae
Product: solute carrier family 22 member 21
Exons: 11
Coding region: 2020-4209 (729 amino acids)
Biological process (GO): transmembrane transport
Cellular component (GO): membrane
Molecular function (GO): transmembrane transporter activity
Source: RefSeq, a predicted model, not a curated record
GCGAGAUCAUCAUCGCGUCAGUCAGUAUCGCUGCGGUUUUCCAUCGUGACGGACGGUGCAGGAAAUUUCACGUGACGGAUUUGGCAAACUUAAAUCGAAACCAGUUUGAUAAGAAUGUUUUCGAGAUCCUGCUGAACGGUGACCGGUGACUGUGUCUGUGUGUUAGUACGUGACGGUUUUCGAACGAGGGCUCGAUUAAUCUCGGAAAUCAGAACUCAUAAUCGGGGGUGCGCCGCGAUUGAAAGACUAAUAAAGACAUCAUUGUUAAACGGUCGUGCUUAGCGAGAUAGAUUAAUUGAAGUCGGAAUCUUGAUAUAGAAAAGCUGGCCCGUAAUCGUGAGUGCCGGUCGUGGAAUCUCGCGUUAAGUAACACGGUACAAAAAGGGCCGUGUCUGAGGUAGAGGAAUGCAGCGCUCUCGAGGGAUUGCGAUCGAUUGCGAUAAGAUAUAUCGGGAUGCAUUGAGCUGUUUGUUUUGAAUAAGUGAAAUAUUUGUAUUGACCCCUUCGUCGCGACUUUGAUUGAUGAGUACGAGAGUGUCGCUAUUUAGUAUAAUUGAAAGUAUUUGAAUCAAAUGAUUUAGGUUUCUUUGCGAUCCCAGCGCAGCGGUGGCAGAUUAAAAGAUUUUGAUUGAUCUGUGUGCAAAUGUGAACUCGAUUUAUUGUAGAGUGACAUUUUCUUAACCCAUUAUUGCCCAACCUACUAUAUAUAGUAGGUGCUAAGAAUAACUCCUAUUACUUAAGGAAUAACGCAGAACAGGCAUUAUCAAUGAGUUAAUAUUGUUCAUAUAUUCUUACAGAAUACGUUUAGAGAAGUUAGAGUGGUUAAACUGGUGUUUAUGUUUUGUUUUUAUUCAAUUUUCUCUUAAGGGGUUACACAUUUUUGUCAUGAUGAAAAAAUCGAAUUUUUGUAAAUUAGAUAUUCUCAAACUACAUACGCUGAGGAAAAUUUUCUCAAAAUUUCAUUAAGAUCGAAAUACUAAAACUUGAGUUACAGCGAUUCAUAGACCGCUACUCAUUGACCACUCGUAGGCGGUGCGUAGUGUUUGAUACGCUAGACCGUUGACUCGUUGCAGCGACAGUAAAACUCGAUUAUCUCGGAAUUGUAUUUUGUUGAAAAGUUCAUUCGCGGCGACCACGAUAUCUCAGGAAUUAAUUAAUCGAUCAAUCUUAAAUUUUCACUGGGUGUUCCUUAUUAUAUCAGCUACUCUUAGUAGAAAAUAAUUUUCACUGGAAUGACCACAUCAUUUUUUCCAAUCGGAAAACUCAAUUUGUGCUGCGUGUGAAAAAUAAGUUGGGCCAUAAUGGGUUAAUAUUUUUACAAAACGAAUUCUACCAGGCCUACAUUCGAAUCUCCACCGGGCGUGGACGGAGGUAACGAAGGACAGUAGACGGCAACGGACGAACCUGUAAAUAAGCGAUGCAAUGCCGGGAACGAAUCACACCAUCCUAAUAACGCACGACCGCUCCGCUUCGCUUAUACCUGCACGAUCAAUACCUAGAGAACCUACCGAUUGAAGCCGUUAGCGGACCAGCCGGCCCCGGCUCAUUGCAUACUGUUUUUGCAUACAAUUAGAACUACUAUUAACUCUAAUUAACCACGUGUGACGGUUAAACCAUCGGUAGACUGUGACAGCGACGCGACGCGUCGAUUUUAACCUCAUACACCCCCGGGUCCCAGAGCAGGUAUAGCGAAGAAUUCAUUGUGGCAAUUUUCAUCGCUCAAUUAUCAACGAAUUCCCGCUCGCGCGUUCAGCGAGUAGUGCCCUAUGAACCAGUGAAAAUCCCCACCAGAUCAUUUUGGAUCAGUGUUUUGUUUGAAUCGCAACGGGUGCGAAGUCUAAAUCGUGCAUUGUGAGUGAAUCGUAACUAUAGAAUCCCACCGUUCGCCAUCCAGUACAAAGGGUGAAAGUUUUUUUUUGUGAAAGAUUGUGUCGCGUCGCGUGGUGAUCAAAGUACCAGCCAACGAAACAAUUUGAUUCGAUUUGAAAAGUUUGCAGCGAAGUAAAAGUUCCUAGUACGAUGGCCAACAGGUGGUCACUAACAACUGGUGGCGGCGGUGGUUCCGCCAGCAAAGAGUGUGGUGAUGAGUUUGAAAUUACGGUUCUGCUGGACAAGUCAGCAUCCACAUCGUCAUCGUCGCCGGUUCGGGUCGUCAUCGUCAAUGAUGGCAGGGCUGGGGGCAAUGGUACCGAUGAUUGUGAUGUCGAUGAAAGUGAUGAUGAUGGCGGUGACGAUGACGGUCUCCGUCAGCGUCGGCUAAAUAAUGAUCAAACUUCCGGUGUCGAUGACGACCGUGACGGCGAUGACGAGGAACGGAUUAUAAUUCUCGAUGAGCGGCCCCAACGCUGCAAGCGAAAUGGAAAUGGGAAAGUGAAGAUGUCCAAACCGAAAAACUCCUCAGCGAACGCUUCGCCUACGCCGGUGCCGCAGGACGAGCACACAGCAUCCUUGAAUCUCGACACAACCCCGGCAUCGCGCCUGUCGGGCACUAGUAGCAGUAACAACAACCGUACCAAUCCAUCAACUCCGACCUCGAUAAGCAACAACAGCAAACGGAUGGCAAACGCUGCGAACAGUAGUAGCAACAAUAACAACCAAAACAGCAAAACGGGCCCCUCCGGGAAGCACAAAAACCCCGACGAGGAGUGCGAUGUGAUCGGAGACCUGAUAGGAGACUACGGCAAGUGGCAGUUUGUGAUGACAUUCCUCCUGUCGCUGUUCCAGGUUCCGAACACGUUUCACAUCUACUCGCCCACGUUUCAGGCAGCAGAAAAAAGUCACUGGUGCCGACGGCCGUCGCAUUUAAAUUAUACCUCUGUGGAACUAUGGCGGAACGUGACUCAGGCACAGGAGAACUGCCGGAUACUGAACUACGAUUGGAGUUCGGUCGGAUCCGAGCAACUUCUGAACAACUUAAGCUUGCCCGUCAACCUGUCUCACGUGGCGUGCAAUUCCUGGGAGUUUAAUCUUAACGAUAAUCUCGGAAACACGUGGGUGUCAGAUUGGAACCUGGUGUGCGAUAAGGAGUAUCUCAAGGACGUGGCGGAAAUGUUUUUUCUAGUCGGUGUGGCCACCGGUGGUAUCACCAGUGGCGUUCUGUCGGAUAAGUUCGGUCGUAAAAAGAUGCUGUUCAUAUCGGCUGUUCUGCAGUCGAUUUUUGGCCUCGCAUUGUACUUUGUGGACUCGUUGGAGUUUCUUUUUGCUCUCCGAGCGCUGCUCGGGCUUGUGUCAGUUUCCGUUACCUACGCCGGAUUAAUUCUCGCAAUUGAGUAUGUGGAUGGAAAGUGGAGAACUAUCGCUGGCAUGUACAAUCUUUUCCCUUUGCCGGUUUCGUAUAUAAUUAUCUCGGGAAUAGCCUAUCUGACACAGGAUCACCGAAAGCUACAAUUGUGUAUCGGUCUGCCCGGAGUGCUUCUUUGCUUUUUAUGGUUCGUACUUCCGGAAUCUCCUCGGUGGUUGCUGUGCAAAGGGCGCGUCGCCGAGGUCAAGGAAAUUGUGCGGAAGGCAGCUGCCUACAACAAUCGACCACUGCCGGAUAAUUUGGACAAACUGCUGAAACCACCGACGGAUGUGGACGAUUCCAUGGCUGGCGCUUGCGAUUUGUUCCGCACCCGUUACCUCAGACGGGUAACGUUUUGCUUCCUCUGCAUCUGGUUCACCAUGAAUCUCGUCUACUACGGACUGGUACUCAACAUGAACAGCUUCGGUGGAAAUAUUUAUCUCAAUUCGGCUCUGGCAGGGCUAGUGGAGAUUCCUGCAAUAGCGCUAGCUAUGUACAUCAUCAACAGAACCGGGAAAAAAUGGCUGUUUUGUGCAACAUUCUUUGCCUGCUCAAUUGCCUGUCUAUGCGCUGCGGUUGUCGAGGGAAACCUGCAGUAUCUUUCGCUUAAAAUAACGUUUGUGAUGAUAGGAAAAUUCACCAUAAGCGCUGGAAAUACCAUCAUGCCGGUUUAUACCGCGGAGCUUUAUCCAACUGCCAUCCGUAACGUUGGAGUGGGUGCCUGCAAUGUUGCUGCAGGAUUUGCACUAGUUCUCACGCCGUAUCUUUCUAUGUUGCCAAAAAUCGAAGACCACCUUUUGAUGACUCUACUGAUAGCUUGGUGUAUCUUCGGUGCUAUUGUCGUUGUGUUCCUACCGGAAACUAUGCAACAUCACGACCACGAGGAACGAAAUGAUGAUAAGGAAGCCGACACUCAAAUGAUGACCUAAAUGAACAUCUCGGACUCAACCCACAGGUAGCGUGAUGUCGCCUACCUUGAGAAACGAGCUGGAACACUACUACUGCCAUAUCUAGGAGUUGUUUUAUGUAUUCAUGGAUUGACAUCACCGAUUUUAGCAGUGAGACAGAGUAAGAAAAAAACGCGAAAGCGUGUUUUUCAGAUGAUGGACAUCCUUUAGAUUAAUAGGAAAAAUGGCCGGAAAACCAUUGGAAACUGUCAAUUUUUGCACAAGUAUUUAAAGUUCACGUGAUGAAUGUUUAAUCGCUGUUCUCUCUUCGUACCGAAUAUAAGGCGAGAAAAGUAUAUGUUUUGUGAAACUUAUAUCUAUAAACGCAUUUAUUGCAUACCGAGGAGCAUAGUCUAGGGAGAGUAAUCGCUGUUCUUCGAUGCCAUAAUGAAACAAAAUAUAGUAGUCAUUAGCAAUUUUUCACAAAUAAAAUUUGGUGCAAGAUGCAAUUCAAAUACAGAAUAACCAAACUAGGAUUGAACUAGCAGACGAAUUUUAGGCUGCUCCUCUGGCUGGACCAGGGAGCUGUUUUUAUAUAAACUAUUUGACAACUGUUCACAGGACGAUUAUUUACACACUCACCAUUACAGUAGAAGCUGUAUACGUUGAUCGACAUACAACCACACUGCAGUAACUAUAUUACACGUAAUCUAUUUAUAUAUUGAUGCGGGAACAUUUUAGAAUCCUUUGUAGUUAAUCAGUUUUAUCCAGAUCGUGCAGCAUGUCAUAGGACCUUGCGUCAUUUACUCAAUAUUCUCGAUUAUUUGAAAAGCUCUUGGACAAAGUCUAUCUCCUAGGUUUACAAAUUUAACGUUGUUCGAAAAACUUCACCGAAGUUAAUAUAUUAAUGUUAGAUACAUGAAGAGCAAAAAAUGUUUAGAAUGUAUAGUAACUUUGGCUAUAAUUAUUUUAUACUAGGCAAAAGAUACAGAGGAUGAUGAAUAUAUCCCAAGUGACAAGCACGUCUACAUAAUACCGACUGAGUCCACUAUAUCACCUCUGCUACAUGAAAAUGUUGCAUUUAGAACUGUUGCGUUGCCCCCGUCCGCCGCAGUAGAAUGGUAGCACCGAAAAAAAAUUACCCUAAAAAAUCUUCGCACGAUGGUACCAAUGAGGAACAAAAAAUUAAUAUUACAAUCUAUCAAUUUUAUGGCGCAUUGUGAUAUGUCAACACAGUUUGGUGAAACAAUAUCCCGUAGAAACGCUUUCGAUGUUUUGUAGUAACUAAAAAUAACAUAUUUCAUGGAACGGAGCUCAUGCCAACAAACCAAUUUGAAUGUACUUAAAGCUACUAGGAGAAUAAGGUGUCAAAAACAUAAAAUAAAUAUCAAAAUAAUGAAAAAAACCGCUUGAUUUAGGAAAACGGUCGCUUCAACAAUAUUUUUCUAUCAACGAACUACAUACAAAAAAAAAACAAUGUUGUAAUUUUAAAUGUGCGUAAGAAGUUAUAACUAUCAUUGUAUGUCUGAGCUGGAUUCGAUUUUAGUGUAGUUAGAAUAGAGAUUAGGGAAUUAAACCGUUUGCCACUCGUAGAAGUGCUGAGAGUUGUUGUUGUUGUGUUUGAUUGAGAGCAUUUAUUGAGCCGAUGUAUGCGCCUAACUUGUUUGAGACAAUUAUGAAGUAUAUUAUUUUAAGUAUAUUUAAAUGAAUAAGUACUUAACAACAGAGCCAUGAAAAUAGAAAGCAAAUUGUGUAUAUGUUAGAGUAUUUGAAUGACAACUGUGUUAACAUCAUCGAUUCAGAUGAGAUUGCCACAGCUGUGUACAUAACCCGUAUGUUAUUGAUUGUAAUACCAGAGGAUCAACAAAAUGGUGGUGAGCGCCACUAUAGCAACUAGAAUAACUUUAAUAAAUGUGCUAUAUCAGA